Molecule: messenger RNA, 1583 nt
Organism: Archocentrus centrarchus (flier cichlid)
Lineage: Eukaryota; Metazoa; Chordata; Actinopteri; Cichliformes; Cichlidae
Source: RefSeq, a predicted model, not a curated record
CUCUCAGCUGGACAGCAAAGAGAAUACACCACAUUUUCAACAUGCAGGGGACCCUCUGCACUCUUAUUGCUGUUCUAGCAUGUGUGGAUGCUGCAAAAGUGUUGACCCAGACACCUGCUGUGCUCACAGUUUCUCCAGGAGAAGAGGUUCUGCUUAAAUGCAACAUUCAGACACCUGAAAGCUAUUAUGUAAACUGGUACAAACAGGUCCCUGGUUCUACUCCGCAGUAUGUUCUGAGCUUUUACCAUUCUCACAGCUCACCUGAGUUUGGAACAGGAAUCUCCUCAGACCGAUUUAACUCCAAAGCCUCAUCAAACAUUGAUUAUCAGUUUAUCAUUAAGCGGGCAGAAGCAGGAGACUCUGCAGUGUAUUACUGUCAGACAUGGGACCGCUCUGCAAAUGAGAGACCUCCUGCUCCUGUCCUCACAGUCUUCCCUCCGUCCAGUGCUGAGCUCCAGUCCAACAAAGCCACUCUGGUCUGUCUGUCCAGUCAGUCUGUGCAAUUUGCAGAUGUGACCUGGUCGGCUGCUGGGAGUCCAGUGAGCAGUGGGAUCUCUACCAGCACUGCUGUUCAGAGACCAGACCACACUUUCCAAAUCAGCAGCUCUCUGACCAUCCAGACAUCAGACUGGAACAUGGAUAAGGUUUACACAUCACCUCCUCUCUUCAUCCUACAAAGCAGCAGUACAGCCUCUUUCAGAGUCCAUUCUUGGCACACUGACAACAUGCUGGUGACUCUCUGUGCUCUCAAUGCUCUAACAUGUGUGAGUGGUGUGACGGUGGUGACACAGGACUGUGUAUCAGUGAGGAGAGGAGAGACAGCCACCAUGGACUGUAACCUGGGGACUGUUGUGGCACGCCUUUGUUAUAAACAGAUUCCAGGAGGAGUUCCUCAGAUUGUGCUGUAUUUGUAUUAUGGCUGGAGUUCUCCAAGUAGGUCUGGGUUCUCCUCUCCAAAAUUCACAUGCACUCAUCAGUCAACAACAGAUAUCGUUGAUCAUCAGCAAUGUGGAGGAGGGGACUCUGCAGUCUAUCACUGUAAAACAUGGGAGAGCUCUGUUGUUGUAUCACAGUGGGUAUUUGGACAAGGAACCAAGCUGACUGUGACAAGCUCCAGCCUCCCUGCUCCUGUCCUCACAGUCUUCCCUCCGUCCAGUGCUGAGCUCCAGUCCAACAAAGCCACUCUGGUCUGUCUGUCCAGUCAGUCUGUGCAAUUUGCAGAUGUGACCUGGUCGGCUGCUGGGAGUCCAGUGAGCAGUGGGGUCUCUACCAGCACUGCUGUUCAGAGACCAGACCACACUUUCCAAAUCAGCAGCUCUCUGACCAUCCAGACAUCAGACUGGAACAUGGAUAAGGUUUACACAUGUAAAGUGUCUUUGGGCUCCCAGACUUCAGAGAAAACCAUCCAGAAGUCAGGAUGUCCCACUGAAUAGUAGAGGACCAGAAUGAGCAUUUAAAAUCUGCUUUUUUACUGCUUCUGCUGUUUGCAAAGUUCACAUGUUAGAAAUCAGAAUAAAGCCAAAAGGUUUAAGCAUUGUGUUCAUUUUUCUUGUCAUUAACUGGCAUUUACAGGAAUUGCUGUG